CGAUCCGCUGUUUCCUCCCUCCCCUUCGGCCACCGCCCAAACCGCGCAGAGCCACUUGUUCCUCCGCUAUUUUUCUCCCCGCUUUGGCCGUCGGAUUCCCCACCUAUUCUUGUCCUCUCCCCACCCUCCCUUUUCCCUUCUUCUUUGGCUGCGUCCGCACACCGCCCUCUGACGUGUACCCGUGGCUGCUGGUCGGCACUCCUCCCGUGACGACGAGAUCAGGAUUACGAGCGACACUGCCCUCGCACAAAGAUCGAAUCUUUGGCGGCGCCGGGCCGCGGCGAGGUGGGACCUUGGGUGGCAUUGGUGGUGGGAGGAGGUUGGUGGGUUUGUGAUCGAGGGGCACGACGGCGGCGGCUACGGCGGCAGCGGUGGCGACGGCGGCGCCGUCGGGGGGAGGGGGAGGAGAGGGCGGCGGGUGCCUGGACUGCCUGCAAGAUGUGGUGCGUGCGCUGUCGAUGGGAUCGUGCCUGACGAUGGAGCAGCGGCCCACCGCUGUGGAGGAGGCGGGGGAGAAGGGGGGAGAGGGCAGGAGGGAGGAGGAGGCGCCCGGGAGGAUCGCCGGGAACGGAGUGGGCAAUGCAGCCUGCUUGUUCACGCGGCAGGGAAGGAAAGGCACCAACCAGGACGCCAUGGUCGUGUGGGAGAACUUUAAUGGAAGAUCGGACACAAUUUUUUGUGGAGUUUUUGAUGGCCAUGGCCCACAUGGCCAUCUUAUGGCGAGGAAAGUAAGAGAUACUCUCCCUUUGAAGCUGCGUGAUUUUAUAUAUGACGACUAUGGGGACAGCCCUACCAGUAAUUCAGAUGGCUUAGUUCUAGAGGAGACUUUAUCUCCAUAUGCAGAUGCAGAGGACAAGUCUCCCAUGGCUGGACAGAAAGAAGAACAUCGGGAAUUAUUCAGCACAAUGAAAGAGUCAUUUCGGAAGGCUUUUAGAAUUAUGGAUAAGGAGCUUAGAUUACAUCGAAACAUAGAUAGUAUUUGUAGUGGAACCACUGCAGUUACUUUAAUCAAGCAGGGUCAGGACCUUAUUGUCGGGAACUUAGGUGACUCCAGGGCUGUGUUAGGCACCAGAGGUCAAAAUGGUCGCUUGGUUGCUCAUCAAUUAACUGUUGACCUGAAACCCGAUCAUCCAAGGGAAGCAAGGAGAAUCAAGCGAUGUAAUGGAAGGGUCUUUGCUCAUCAGGAUGAACCAGAUGUGGCUCGCCUUUGGCUUCCUAACUGCAACUCCCCUGGUCUAGCAAUGGCACGAGCUUUUGGUGAUUUCUGUCUAAAGGAUUUCGGGCUAAUCUCUGUGCCUGAAGUUACCUAUAGACAGAUCACUGAGAAGGAUGAGUUCAUCGUCCUCGCUACAGAUGGGGUGUGGGAUGUCAUGUCCAACCAGGAAGUAGUGGAGAUUGUUGCUUCGUGCUCUGAUCGCUCCUUAGCAGCUCGUAGUGUUGUUGAAUAUGCUAAUCAGAAUUGGAGGUUCAAAUACCCAACCUCGAAAACUGAUGAUUGUGCAGUGAUCUGUCUUUUCCUUGACAGUGAUGCCAAUGCUGGUGGGUUAUCAGGAUCAUCCGUUACUAGAAGGGGAACUGGAUCUAGUCCAAGGAUGGCAGCCAGAUCAAGGAACCCCAGGAGUAAAAGGGUUAUUCCCGAAGAUGCCGAAGAUGCAGAAAGUGGGGAUGAGAGGUCCUUGGAGGGCUUCACCCGGUUGAACACACUAUUGGCACUACCAAAGUUCGGCGACACAAGUCCGACCAAGAAAUGAAAAAUAUUGAAUUUGCAAUCAGCAGCGGUAUACUCACUGAUGCUUUGGGGAGAAGAGUUUUGUCGGCUUUAUUAGCACGCCUGUUGAGCUCCCACCGCAAUCAUCAGUUCAUCUUAUCUAAGGAUGAGUAGGGUUGCUGUUUUUGUAAAUCCUAACUCGCAUUUUGGUUACAAACUAAGGUUAUGCAGCAUGCGCUUGAAGUUGAUUUUCAAUUUGUUGAGAGUUGACUUCCCCUUUUUGUAUGGCUGCUCAUCAAGUAUAUGGGUCAAACAAUGUCUGUACUCUGUGGUUUUAUUUGUUGGCAAAUCCUACUCUCCUAAUGACAUUUAUUAUCCCAUAAUUAUUGGACUUAUAUUUUGAAAACAGUUCCCUUCUGAUGA
This is a messenger RNA of Phragmites australis (common reed), 2131 nucleotides long. Its product is annotated as probable protein phosphatase 2C 75. Bases 459 to 1751 code for a protein of 430 amino acids. The record is from RefSeq and is a predicted model, not a curated record. Gene Ontology annotation, molecular function: protein serine/threonine phosphatase activity. The transcript has 5 exons. Gene Ontology annotation, biological process: protein dephosphorylation. Lineage: Eukaryota; Viridiplantae; Streptophyta; Magnoliopsida; Poales; Poaceae.